AUGGAGUCAUACGGACCAAUCUGCUUCACCAAGAUCCUGGGGGUCAACGAUGAUGACAGUAUUCCUCCCAAGGAGAGUGUCUCGUUGGCCAUCGGAGAAAAUCCGCGAAAUGGAUCUCUCACCUUGCCGCCCGCCCCGACUGCCCCUGGUGGCCCUCUGGGGCUUGCUAUGAUGACACGCAAGUUCUGGGCACCCGGUCGCGAGUUGAAGAUUAACUUCCAGGGAGGAUCGACAUGGCAGAAGGAACAAGUCAAGAAGUAUGCACCGGAAUGGACUCAAUGGGCCAACAUACGAUUCACAUUUGUCGAUUCUGGGGAAGUAGACAUUCUCAUUGCGUUCAACCCUGGCUUGGGGUCUUGGUCGUACCUGGGAACGGACUGUUCGUGGUUCAGCUCGCAGAACCGCCCGUCGAUGAACCUGGGAUGGAUCAACGACAACCGCUCUGAAGACGAGCUGCGCUCCGUCAUCCUUCACGAGUUCGGCCACGCCCUGGGUGCAGUGCACGAGCACGAGAGCCCGUACGCCAACAUCCCUUGGAACAAAGACCAGGUCUACAAGGACCUCGGCAGGCCGCCAAACAACUGGGACAAGGCCAAGGUGGACCAAAACAUGUUCACCCUGUACACGCUGCAGGACACCCAAGCUACCGACUUUGACCCCGACAGCGUCAUGCUGUAUUACUUCCCUGCCAGCUGGACCACGAACGGCAAGGGGACCAAGUACAACACAAGUCUCUCAAACCUGGACAAGGCCUAUGCCAAGUUCUGCUACCCGAAGGGUGACUUCGACGCAGGACAGUUCAACACCAUGGAAGUCCGCCCAUGGGACAAGCCGCAGCUGGACAACGACAAAGUGAUCUACUACCAGAAGAAGUACGAUACUGUCCCAGAGCUACCUGUCGGCCUUACGUCCCUCGACAUCGGUUGCGCUGCCAAUAUUCGGAUCAGAGCUCUGACCAGCGACGCAACCACGGAGAAGUUCAAGGCUUCUCUCCAGAGCUGGGCGGACACCAUUUUGUACUCCGCCUCCAUGACCUACCUGGAGAAGAGUUCCACCUUCAGCUACAUGCAAACCGGCGUCUACAACACGCAGGAAACGCGCCCGUGGAACAAGCCACAGCUCACCCAGUCCAAGCGCAUCAACUUCGCCACGCCAUUCUCUUCUCCGCCCAAGGUCAUCACCUGGCUCCAGGCACUGGACAUGGAUAAGAGCAAGAACUGGCGUAUCAAGGUGUAUCCCAGCGACAUCGACAACACAGGCUUCACCAUCCACGCCGACUCCUGGGCCGAUUCUAUCCUGUACAGCGCUGGCGUUACUUGGCUCGCGUAUCCCGCCAACCAACCUGGCGUCACCAGUGGCACCUUCAACACCCAAGAUGUGCGGCCCUGGAACCAGCCUCAGGCGGAGAACUCCGGCGUCUUCAAUUUCCCUACAGCCUUCUCGAAGCCGCCCAAGAUAAUCAUGGCUCUGAACACCCUGGACUACGACCACACCCGAAACUUGCGACUGAGGCUGAGCACGUCUUCGGUGACCAACACGGGCAUCACAUGGCAUCUUCAAAGCUGGUGGGACUCGAUCAUGUAUAGCUCGGGUGCUUCCUUCUUCGCUUGGACUUGA
Messenger RNA from Purpureocillium takamizusanense, 1617 nucleotides. RefSeq lists its product as uncharacterized. The record is from RefSeq and is a predicted model, not a curated record. Gene Ontology annotation, molecular function: zinc ion binding; oligosaccharide binding; polysaccharide binding. NCBI's taxonomy places the organism in Eukaryota, Fungi, Ascomycota, Sordariomycetes, Hypocreales, Ophiocordycipitaceae. The transcript has 2 exons. Gene Ontology annotation, cellular component: cell surface; phagocytic vesicle; protein complex involved in cell adhesion. Gene Ontology annotation, biological process: proteolysis; cell-cell adhesion. The coding region runs from base 1 to 1617 and encodes 538 amino acids.